AGUGCAGGUAGCUGGCCUAGGCCAGGUGUAGUGAAUGGGGUAGUUAUCCCAGCACUCUGUGAGAGAGAGAAGUUGUUGUUGUGUGCCUGUCUCAGGGAAACAUUCUGCCUCUUACUUUAACUCCCCAGACUAAAGGACUCCUCAGUGUUUAUAUGGACUGGGCUGUUUAAUCCGUGAGACCCCAGAGACACUGGGCUGUUGGAUUCUAGGGGACUUGCUGUUCUUUCUGUAUGGACUGUUCUAGCCUAAUUGCUUGAUCCCAGUAGGAGACGCUCAGCUCUCCUCACGGCAGGUACUGAUGCUGUGGUGGUCCAAGAGUUGCCAUAAGGAUAAAAGGCCCAGGAGGCUCCCCUUUGCCCUCCUGCAGCUGCAAAAAGAGCUUGUGGAAGGUCAGGAUGAAGCUGCUGGCCGCUGUGGUGCUGGUUGCAGGCUUGGUUGGCAUCGCUGCCUGGGGAAAUGAGGCCUUCGCAGGGGAUGAACAGAUGGGCACCUGUGUCUUUGAGAAGCUGACUGGACAGGACUACAAGUUCUGCAGAGGGGACUUGGAGGUUUUCUGCCCAGAGCUGGGAGAUGUUGGCUGCACGUACAUCCCCAAGUGCAAUCAGUACCGGAAACGGAUCAGCAAGGAAUGGCGCAGCCCAACGAUUGUGUAUCCACAGGCUGACAAGAAUAAGGAGUAUGUGCUGAUCAUGGUGGAUCCAGAUGCCCCGAACAGAGCUAAUCCGAAGUACCGUUUCUGGAGACACUGGGUCGUCAUUGACAUCAAAGGCACAGACCUGAGGGCUGGAAAACUGAAAGGCCACGUGCUAACAGACUACGGCCGCCCCACACCUCCAUCCCAGAGCGGGUACCAUCGCUACCAGUUCCGUCUGUACGAGCAGCCGGCUCACGAGGCCAUAUCCCUAAGUCCAGAGGAAGAGGCAUCUUUGGGUUCCUGGCCAAUGGAGCGUUUCGUUGAGCAGUUUCGGCUCGGAUCCCCCGUGGCUUCGACCCAGUUCCUCACUCAACAUCACAGUGACUAGAGGCAGCAUCGCCAUCUGAGGCCAGCCCCAGAGCUUCCCCUCGGAAGAGUGUCGCUCUUCUUGGCUUUGAGUUGUUUGCAUUUCCCUGUCUGAUCGUGAGGCUCUGAAAAAUGUCACACUCAGCCUCUGCCCUCUAGAAAGUGAAUUCUACGAAUGCUUAUACCCAUUCCGUUAUUUCCUCGUCUCCUUCCAUUCAGUACCCUGGUCACUGCUGGGGCCAGCCCGGUGCCCUGCACUGGAGCAAGUCAUAUUUCCUCCACGAUGCACAGUGCUCAGCUUUUGACCCUGGUGCCCCACCAAUGCCACCAUAGAGGUGCAAACACACCCCCUCUCCACUUCACCUGACUGCAUUGCAGCUAGAGCCCUGCUGGUUUGUCGAGGCCCUUUGUGAUGGGCUUUAUCUAGCACCAUGCGGGCAGUCUGCAGAGGUGAAGUGGUAUUUUGCACUUCCUGAAGCUGUCUUGGAGCCUGAUUUAUCCCUCCAGUGAUGCAGGUGCCAGCACAGGGCCCUGACGAAGCAGCUUUCACCUUUCCUAUUCAGGGGCUGCAGGGGCCAGUGCAACCUUGGGCUCGAGGGUAUUGCCUGGGAGUUAUGCCUGCCCUCUGGCCCCUUUGCACCAGCCUUGCCUUUGACAUGCUAAGACUGUCCUCGCGCAUAUAACUGGAAACCCACCCCUACCCCAAAAACCCAGCUGGGAUUUUCUCAGCUAGGGUAUGUCCCUCUGGUUCAGCCUGGUGUAAAUUUUCACAGCUGGCUUGCGCAGCAGCAGCCACCAAAGCUGCCAUUCUCGCAGUGCCGCGGGUAUUAGAGAGAGAUGCUGAGUCUCUUGAAGAGACCAGUGGCCUCCAGUCUGGCCCCAGCGUGGUGGUGAGCAGAGAGAGGGUCAUCAGUUUGGAGAGCCUGAUUCUGAUCUCACUUGCAGCCAUCUAAAGCAGGAGAGGACCCAGUCAAACCAAUGGAAUUACACCAGUGUGAGUGAGAGCAGAAUCGAGUACAGCCCCCCCGGGCUGUAGCAGGAGCCUUUCCAACGGCUGUCCUGAAGACAGGCCUUCGCAGUGACCAUCCAGGUUUAACCGUUCCUCGAGUCCCAUGCUCUGUGGUCACCCCCCAUUUCCCCAAGCAAGCGUCGUGAACUCGGCACAGCUGUGCACCAGAUGUUGUGUCUAGUACUGAAGUGACAAAGAAACAGUCAGAGCUGGGUCCCUCUGGCUCUGUCACUGACAGGCUCUAAGCUGUGUGGUUUGGGAAUCCCACUGGGACAGAGUAGCCGGAUCCGGCCCUCCGACUUGUCUCUUCCUUUCUGGCCUAGACUCAGUGUAGCAUUUCCUGCCUCUGUGUGUGGGAGUGGGCUUUUGUUUGGUUUUGUUUUGUCUGUGCUUUUUUUUUCUUUAAUACCUGUUCCUUAUUGCAGCAAUCAGAAUAAAACGUGCCAUUGAACAUC
Chelonia mydas (Green sea turtle) is the source of this 2464-nucleotide messenger RNA. RefSeq names its product phosphatidylethanolamine binding protein 4 (gene PEBP4). NCBI's taxonomy places the organism in Eukaryota, Metazoa, Chordata, Testudines, Cheloniidae. The record is from RefSeq and is a predicted model, not a curated record. The transcript has 7 exons. The coding region runs from base 396 to 1022 and encodes 208 amino acids.